AUGGUCGACGUUCUUCCCCAGUUUAUCCCGGGGAAACGAACUAUCAAGCCGUCGCAAAAAACCAUUGCUUUCGAACAAAUACAACUUGAUAGUUUCCCAACCGCGCAGGCGUCUUUCCUGGCCAGGCAGAGGAUUCUCCAGCUGCUCGAAUGCUAUGGCUUCGAAGGGAACCGAAUGCUGAAACUGGAACCGAGGAUAGCCGAGAUUCAAGAUCUGAACAAAGCGUUACAAUUCUGGACCACGACACUGCAGCCCGAGACGAUUGAUGCUCAUCCUGGGAUCCUCUUCUGGCGGCCAUCUGUUCACACCGAAGCCUUCAAUAAUCUUACCAAAAUCUUCGCCAACACCGAUAUCUCCAGAAUGCUGAACAAAUCCCCACAUAUUAUGAUGGAUGAUUGGGAAGAAGUUGAAGAAAAAAUCGAUUUCGCUCUAUAUACGAUAGGGGCCCGACACAAGGAUAUUGUUUAUUCGAGCUAUCUGUCGUAUAAAAUUGAGCACAUCAGAACGCGAUACAACUUCCUGUUCCGGAGCGGAUUAUACAUCAGGCCUCAUAAGAAAGAUCGGAAAAGGCAUUAUAGUAUCCCCCUCACUGUGAUGAUCGAAUCACCGCAUGCUGAAAUACUCAAAAUGACAGGUUUAUUGGCCGAGGAAUACGCGACCAUGGCGGAGCUCACGAAGAAAGAAAUGGAAAAGGAGGAGAGAGACAUCGCUCACGCGGCAACUCUUUCGAAACGGCAGCUGCGCCCGAAAGGCCGACGCAAGGCAUACGCUACGGAAAUCCCCGAAUAUGAUGAAUCCGGUGACGAUGAAGAUGAUACAGUCGAUGAUGAUGACGACGACGCUGAUGACAAAGAUCAUGAAGGAAGAAAACAGGAUUGAUUCUGAUUGCGGAUCGCUUCUGUAUUGUAGAUAUGCGCGAUUGAUUCAGAGCUUCGAGAAUGAAUUAAACCUAGUGGAACU
This is a messenger RNA of Galendromus occidentalis (western predatory mite), 960 nucleotides long. RefSeq names its product transcription termination factor 4, mitochondrial. Lineage: Eukaryota; Metazoa; Arthropoda; Arachnida; Mesostigmata; Phytoseiidae. Bases 1 to 879 code for a protein of 292 amino acids. The record is from RefSeq and is a predicted model, not a curated record. The transcript has 5 exons.